Sus scrofa (pig) is the source of this 4202-nucleotide messenger RNA. It is a transcript of the gene RTN4IP1, whose product is annotated as reticulon 4 interacting protein 1. The record is from RefSeq and is a predicted model, not a curated record. Gene Ontology annotation, cellular component: mitochondrion. Gene Ontology annotation, molecular function: oxidoreductase activity; zinc ion binding. NCBI's taxonomy places the organism in Eukaryota, Metazoa, Chordata, Mammalia, Artiodactyla, Suidae.
UCGAGUUCCGCGGGGAAGGAGAGCGGGUGGCAAGGAGACUCCGGGCUGGGGUCGCGGCGGUGAACUGGCAGCAUCUGAUUCUCUGUGGCGUCUGGAUCGCGAGCGGAGUCGGCUCGUCUCACCGAGGGUUCCCGGGACAGGACAGGGUUCUGUGGGUUUUGUUUUAGGGGCGGGGGUGUGAGGAGAAUGGACAGAAUAGUGACUGGGACGUUAAUUGGAGCUUUCCGGAUUCGAAGAGCACACUAUCUUCGGUCGCUCAAUUAGUCUCUCUGCAUUUUUGAAUUUUCAUCUUUGAAACCGGCCAGAGUAUUUGUCAGAAUUUGACCGAAUUCAGGUGUGAGGAUUAGAUCUAGAUGCCUUUUAAUUAGGGCACGCAGUUCAGCCUCUUUUUACGAUGGGAUUUCUGAAGAUCUGUGUACUUAGAAGAAAUGCAUGCACUGCUCUUUGCUUCUGGAGAAACCAAAUUGUAGAGAAACCUUUGGUUAGAAAGAUUACUACUACCUCUCCAAGGAGCACUGUCAUGCCCGCCUGGGUGAUAGAUAAAUAUGGGAAUAAUGAAGUGCUUCGAUUUACUCAGAACAUGAUGCUACCAAUGAUACACUAUCCAAAUGAAGUCGUUAUCAAAGUUCACGCUGCGAGUAUAAACCCUAUAGAUGUUAAUAUGAGAAGUGGUUAUGGAGCUACAGCUUUAAAUAUGAAACGUGAUCCUUUACAUAUUAGAAUCAAAGGAGAAGAAUUUCCCCUGACUCUGGGUCGAGAUGUGUCUGGUGUGGUGAUGGAGUGUGGACUUGACGUGAAGUACUUCAAGCCUGGAGAUGAGGUCUGGGCUGCAGUUCCUCCCUGGAAACAAGGCACCCUCUCAGAGUUUGUUGUAGUCAGUGGGAAUGAGGUCUCUCACAAGCCCAAAUCACUGACUCAUACUCAAGCUGCUUCUUUGCCAUAUGUGGCCCUUACAGCCUGGUCUGCCAUAAACAAAGUUGGCGGCCUCAAUGACAAGAAUUGCAGAGGAAAACGUGUUUUAAUCUUGGGUGCAUCAGGCGGAGUUGGUACUUUUGCUAUACAGGUAAUGAAAGCAUGGGAUGCUCACGUGACAGCAGUUUGCUCUCAGGAUGCCAGUGAACUUGUCAGGAAGCUUGGGGCAGAUGAUGUAAUCGAUUACAAAUCUGGAAAUAUGGAAGAGCAGUUGAAAUCCUUCAAGCCGUUUGAUUUUAUCCUCGACAAUGUUGGUGGAUCCACCGAAACAUGGGCUCUAAAUUUUCUCAAGAAGUGGUCAGGAGCCACAUAUGUGACUUUGGUGACUCCUUUCCUCCUGAACAUGGACCGGUUGGGCAUAGCGGACGGCAUGUUGCAGACAGGCGUCACUGUGGGUUCGAAGACGCUCAAGCAUUUCUGGCAAGGAGUCCAUUACCGCUGGGCCUUUUUCAUGGCCAGUGGUCCAUAUCUGGAUGACAUUGCAGAACUGGUGGAUGCAGGAAAGAUUCAACCAGUUAUUGAAAAAACCUUUCCAUUUUCUAAAGUCCCAGAAGCCUUUCUGAAGGUAGAAAGAGGCCACGCACGAGGAAAGACCGUCAUUAAGGUCGUUUAAAUAAACACUCAGUUUGGCGAUUGUUGGCUUUUGUUUGGCGAGUGCCCGCCGGCCCUUUCCAGAUUAGGCUGUAAGUUCCAGGAGGUAAAUGUCAAGAACACACACCUUUUUGCCAGUAAUUUCCCAUCUUCUGAACUGAGCAGAAACUGUUUUUACAGCCAGGCUAUCACCUUUGCCCGGCGGGGACGGGGGCUUGCCCAUGUCACCUGCCCUGACACAGCCAUGCACUCCUGUUAGCCGAGGUCCUCUGAGCCAAGUUCAAGGGAUACACACAUAAGUGAGAACACAAUGUGGAAAUACCUGCAUUUGGACUUGUCCAUACAGUCAAAGUUGCCUAUUGUUUUUUCAAACUGUUCUUUCACAGAAGAUUUGCGAAUUGUUACAGCAGCUUCUGUUCUAGUAGUACUCAAACUGUUUUAUCAUAUGGAUGGUAUCAUCGUAAGGUGAGAGAUUAAAACUUUGAGCGUGUGGGUGGACAGGAGCAUGAAGAGAUUAAAGCUAAGUCCUUCUUAGACUCAUCAAUGGGCACUUUUCAGACUGGUCAAGGUUUCCUUUGAUUUUUACUCCUCUGCCAAUAGCCCCUUAGAGUUCUGAACCCCUCAGGGUCAUAUUUAAAAAUCAGCCUGUGAUCAGGUCACCCUUAGAAAAUGAAAGGUGAUGUUAAAAAUUUCUAACUUUUAAAAACUCACUUUUUGGAGUUCCCGUCGUGGCUCAGUGGUUAACAAAUCUGACUAGGAACCAUGAGAUUGCAGGUUUGAUCCCUGGCCUUGCUCAGUGGGUUAAGGAUCCGGCGUUGCCAUGAGCUGUGGUGUGGGUUGCAGAUGUGGCUCGGAUCUGGCGUUGCUGUGGCUGUGUAGGCCAGAGGCUACAGCUCCGAUUGGACCCCUAGCCUGGGAACCUCCAUAUGCUGCGGGUGCGGCCCUAGAAAAGGCAAAAAGACAAAAACAAACUCAGUUUUUGCAUAAAGGCUAGUCCUCUCUCAACAAUUGAAACAUGCUCCUUUGGGGACUCUUCCAUGGAAAUUACCACCAUUCCAUUGGGGCCCAGAGUUCUCCAGUUUGACCUUAAAUGUCUGUGUUUAGGUAUCUUCGCCAAUAAGCCUGUUGCAGCCUUUGAGUCUCUGUUCUGUGCCCGUCCUGGUAAGCGUCUAUUUCCUGCUGUGCCCAUCCCCGUUAUUGUACCGCAGAUGCUGGCAUUUCGCUUCUAAAGCAGACCUAUUUGAGUAGCUUUCUACCUACUUCCUUCCUGCUGGCUGUCAUUUGGUAGUGUUGGAGGAGGGCUUGUCUCUAAAACUGCUCUGCUCACCAAUACAAAUUUACCUCCAAAGAAAGUUUUUCCAGUCGUGAAUACAGCCGCUUUGGACCCCCAGACAAUCUCAGCUCCUUUUCCUUCAGGCCUCCCGGAUGCUCAUGAGGCCCUGGCUCUUGGGGGAUGACCUCACUCACCCUCAUGUCCACUGAGCCUGGAAAGUCGAAAGUCUUCUCCUGCCGCUACUCCUGCGCCCCUGAAACCCGCCUCAUCCUCAUCAGACAUUUGUUUCGCAUCUGCCCGCUGACCCUCUUUGAAGUGUUAGGAGGGCUACUGAAUGGACUCUAUCAGAUCUCAUCACUGGUGUUUAACCAGAAACAAGUUUAUCCCGGAGAUCAAUGCAGCAGAGGCUAGACGGUCUCACCCCUCUAUACUGCAGUGAUAUGCACAAGGGCCGAAGAACGGGACAGACGUGGUGGCUGCUGGGCAUGUGCAAACAGUCUUUUUAAGCUGAAAAUAAACUACUCUGCUGACAUAACUGCCCACCACAGGCUCCAGAGGAGCAGUUUUAGAAUUGGAAACAUACUGGAACGGAAGAAAAGGAAACAAGAUUUGUUCUACCUGUGACAAGAGCACUGUCAGGGUGACAAGGACAACGCAAUGAGGACAGAAAGAAGAAAAGUGUAUUCAAGGAACGCUUAGCAGCUUUGUUCAAACUAGAAUCAUGAUUUGAACAGCACCAACUGGGCCCGGUAUAUGUGCCAGCAGCAGCUAAACAUUUUUAGUUUUCAUCGAAGUACCUGCUGCAUUUUUGAGUUCCCAGUUCUACGAUCUGGCUGACAAGGAUCGCUUAAGGCCUCCUUCCUUUACUUCCUGGAGAGAACUGCUGGUCAUCCUCUUGAGGCUUCCACACCACUCAGCACUGAGUGACAUGAGGCUGUCUGCCAGCGGUCACCCCAGGCACAGGGUUGUGGAGCCUCACGGGGGAGGCAGCCCACGUAGGCCUCAUGCUGGUGCAGCAGGACAGGAGGGCAGGACAUGGGCCAAAAGACUCAAGUUUAGCAAAGGCCUGCGGAGCACUGCUUUAGAGCUAGCUGUAGACGAGUGAGAAUGGGCUGAUAAAUUAGGUCUUGGUAAUAACAGUGUUUCAGUGGGAUCUGCAAGAAAAGCAUUCAACAACACUCAAGCGUGACAUCCUAGAGCAGCCCACGGGUGAGGUAAACAUAAUCCCGAUCCUGCUAGUAAAUGUUAACAGACAGGGACAUGAAAUCUUUGUAAAUUUACUGAUUUUUUAAUAUUAGCAGAAACAUUUUGUCUGUACUUAGUUCCUUAAAAUAUGUCUGAAUAGAUAAAGUUCUCCCCACUUCUC